Molecule: messenger RNA, 1512 nt
Organism: Symbiodinium sp. CCMP2456
Lineage: Eukaryota; Dinophyceae; Suessiales; Symbiodiniaceae
Source: the annotation of a GenBank genome assembly
AUGCCAACAGCCGCCUUAUCACCGGAUCUCAUCAGCUACAACGCCACGCUCAGCGGCUUCGUUCAAAGCAGCCACUGGCAGUUAUCCCUACAACUCUUGGACGAGAUGCAGGAAUCCGAGCUUGCACCUGACGCUGUAAGCUGUAACACGGCGAUCAGCUCUUGCGGCCGAGCCGGGGAGUGGUCGGCUGCCGUGGAACUUCUUGCGGCGAUGCCCCGCUGGAACCUUUGCCCAGACACAAUCAGCUACAGUGCAGCUAUCAGCUCCUGCGAGAAGGGUGGAUGGUGGGAGAGAGCGCUGCAUCUGCUCGACAGCAUGCCCGAAGCCGGCCUGAUUCCCAGCACGGUCAGCUACAAUGCUGCGAUCGCAUGCUGCGGAAAGGCUUCAGAGUGGCACCUUUCGUUGGAACUCCUGCAUGUGAUGACACAUCGUGAGGCGCGUGCUGAUGUGAUCAGCUACAACACAGCCAUCAGCUCUUGUCAGAAAGGCGGACACUGGCAGCUCGCAGUGAAGCUCUUCCACGAAAUCUUCGACGCAAAGCUCCUCCCAAACGUCAUUAGCUGCAAUGCAGCCAUCAGCGCUGCGGAGAAGGGUGGGUCAUGGCAGCUUGCCAUGCAGCUCCUUGAUUCGAUGCCUCAGCAGAAGCUCACUCCAGAUGUCAUCAGCUACAGUGCCGCCAUCAGCUCCUGCGAGAAGGGAGGCCAGUGGCAGCUGGCUAUCAAGUUGUUCGCUUCACUGCUCAACGCAGGGCUGGCUCCGGAUUCCAUCAUCUACAAUGCCACAAUCAGCUCCUGUGAGAAGAGCGGGCAAUGGCAGCAGGCCCUGGCAAUUUUCUCCGCGAUGCCUCAGGCAAAGCUUGCUCCUGAUGCCAUCACAUGCAAUGCUACCAUCAGCGCAUGUGAAAAAGCUGGGCAUUGGCAGUUAUCCACGCAUUUGCUUGCUCUCAUGCCCGAUCUUGAAGUCUACCCGGAUGUGAUCAGCUACAGUGCUGCUAUCAGCUCCUGCGAGAAGCGUGGAAAGUGGCAGCUGGCACUGCAGCUUUUCAGCGACAUGCCACGGGCUGAACUCACACCCAACAUCGUCAGCUACGAUGCAACCCUCAGCGCUUGCGAAAAGGGGGGCGCAUGGGAGAUGGCAUUGGGACUUUUUGCUCAAAUGCCUCUGGCCGGGAUGUCUCCAGACAUCAUCAGCUACAGCGCCACCAUCAGUUCCUGUGAGAAAGGUGGGCAGUGGCACGUGGCCUUGCAGCUCUUUGACGACAUGCACAAAGCGCAGCUGGCUCCCAACCUGUUUAUCUACAAUGCAGCAAUCAGUUCUUGCGAGAAGGCAGGCGAGUGGCAGCUGGGACUGCAGCUUUUCGCGAGUAUUCAAUCCAGCAAACUGAUCCCGGAUGUGGUCAGCUACAAUGCCGCCCUGAGCUCUUGUGAGAGAGGGGCAGAAUGGCAACUCGCCCUGCAGCUCUUCGAUGCGAUGCCGAAGGUUCGCUUGGUAGCCAACCUCAUCGGCUACAAU